Molecule: messenger RNA, 618 nt
Organism: Fusarium musae
Lineage: Eukaryota; Fungi; Ascomycota; Sordariomycetes; Hypocreales; Nectriaceae
Exons: 1
Coding region: 1-618 (205 amino acids)
Source: RefSeq, a predicted model, not a curated record
AUGUCUCUCUCUGUUGACCAAAAGGUCCGUCUCCUCGCCCGCCAGGUCCAGCGCUUCCACAAAUACAGCGCUGGGACAGGCCGGCCCAACAGCAAGAUCGUCAAGGCACCUGACGUCAAGCUCGCUGCUGAUCUUGAGCCGGUCUUUGGCCUGUACGAGUCUGGCGACACAAAGAACACGGAUGAGUCGUGGCCGUUGUACUGGCAGUUGCAUGGCAAGGCACGUCUCCUCACGCGAGACUUGGAGUGGUUCAGAUACAUGGGCUACAAGUUGCUCUAUAACGGCAAGGUGGGCGCUUCUGACUUGCCCAAGUUUAACUACGAGGAGCCGCCUAAGCAGAGCUGGGAUGGUUUGUACGGGCCUCCAGCCCCCCAGCAAACCGAACUAGAGAGAGAGGCGAUGUGGGCUAAGACUGGAAAUGAGACGUUGCUUCGUGUGAGCGAAAAGCCAAAGCCGCAAGCCACAGUCUUGAAGAGCAGAGACGAAUACACCCGUGAGGACCAUCAUUGCCCGGACCUGGUUGACCUGUCUGAAGAUGGCGAUCUCAUCACAUUGGCCACCGACGUCGUGCCCAUCAACAAAGCUCUUUGCGACUUUGAGCCACUAUGCCUCCUAUAG